AUGAAAUACUCGUCCGCCUCGACUGUAGUAGCGCUGCUCACACUCGCCUCGACAGCAGCCGCACACUUUACGCUCGACUACCCGCUCACCCGCGGAUUCAACGAGGAUAUCGAAAAUGACAAUUUCUGCGGUGGAUUUCCUAACCCUCUCACUCCACGUCAGCCCUGGUACUACAAGAACGGACCGGUCGCCAUCGAUUCGCACCACGAUUCCGCCACCGUCAACAUCUACAUCUCGUACGACGUCCCCACCUCGGCCCAAUCUUUUCUUAACACCACUAGUGGUGUCCCCAUCCCACCCCUGAGGAACGAUGUUUCCAUCACAGGACGCGGCAAGUUCUGCUUCCACGCCAAUGCCACCGGCGUAGAGGGAGUUAAGGCGGAAGAUGGACAAUUUGCCACCAUUAUGGUCGAGUACAUCAACAACAACCAUGGACGUCUGUACCAGUGCUCGGAUGUGGUUUUCACCGAUGAUGCGAGCGUUGGAUCAAACAUCACUUGCACCGACUCGCUCGUGGCUGCAGGUGCAGGUGCCAAUGCAACCUCGACCGCUAAUUCCACGUCGACACCAGCACCAGCUUCAAGCGCUUCUGCGACCCCUCGUUCCGGCAGCAACGGCGUGAUGGCAACCUCGAUCCCGAUGCUUGGAUUCGCACUGGUGCCCGCAUUGCUCGCUGGGGCUGUAUCCUUGAUUUGA
This is a messenger RNA of Mycosarcoma maydis (corn smut), 696 nucleotides long. RefSeq lists its product as uncharacterized. The transcript has a single exon. The record is from RefSeq and is a predicted model, not a curated record. Bases 1 to 696 code for a protein of 231 amino acids. Lineage: Eukaryota; Fungi; Basidiomycota; Ustilaginomycetes; Ustilaginales.